This is a messenger RNA of Acanthaster planci (crown-of-thorns starfish), 1081 nucleotides long. Its product is annotated as collagen alpha-1(X) chain-like. The record is from RefSeq and is a predicted model, not a curated record. NCBI's taxonomy places the organism in Eukaryota, Metazoa, Echinodermata, Asteroidea, Valvatida, Acanthasteridae.
UUGGGAGUGUAAGGUUUUCUUUUUUAACUGGUUGUGUUCCAAUCGGCAGAGAUCCCACCUGGCCUGUCUCCUCGUUCUAAAAAAACUGAUAAUUAUUUCCAAUGUCAAAUGGGGUAGCUACUUCCUAAGCUAAUCUGUAUAUUUCUAUUCCGGGUUCUAAUUCAAAUUAGAACAGAUUCUUUUGAUUCUAACCACCGCAAAAUUAUAUUUCUCUUUCUUUAUAUUGCUUUCCUGUGUUGACAGAUUUAAUAUUCUUUUUUGCAGAUGCAACUCUGUUCUCUCAUUGCCACCUCGAUUGCCAUCCUCUGGGUAACUCUAUCAAACUCGGAGCUACCAUUACCGGGCCGCCUCCUGCACACGGUGAUGGUCCUGGGUCUCAGGUGUGUCCAAUGUGCUGCCAGGGGCCUGCUGGGACACCCGGAAUUCCGGGUCUACCAGGAAAUCAGGGUCAGUAUGGACCGCCAGGAGCAAAGGGCGGUGCUGGGGUCAAAGGUCAGGAGGGUGAAAUUGGUCCGAUUGGCCCUGUUGGAAACCCUGGCCCCAAAGGGGACGACGGAAGUGGCCUGCCGGGUAAGGUAGGUCCCAGAGGCCCACCUGGUUUAGUUGGAGCCAUCGGGGAAGUGGGGGUCAAAGGUCAAAAGGGAGAGCCGGGGGAGGCUCCUGAUAACUCUGCACACCGGGUAGCGUUCACUGUGACACGAGUAACCGUCUCAGAUACAUCAACGAGUCAGGACACCCGUUUGCCCUUCGAGCAGGUUGAGACGCUUCUGCCGGGUACCAGCUUCAAUCUUGCCACCGGAACAUUUACAUGUAAUGUGCCAGGUACCUAUGUGUUCACGUUUUCUGUUAACAAACAUAGCUCCCGCUACCUCUGGGUUCAUCUUAGGAAAAACAACGUCAGCGUUAUCUCUGGCGGUAGCUAUGACUCAAAUCAAUAUGAGCAGGUGUCUGGGAGCGCAGUGCUGGUUCUGCAGCGAGGAGACUCAGUGCAUUUGACCAUGAGUGGUAGGGCAAACGGUGGUUCGCCCAACCACUACACCUCAUUCAGCGGCUUUCUCCUUUACCCCAAAUAAAUAAACAA